CCCCAUACCCCAUACCUUCCCAUACCCCCAUAACUUAAAAUAAAAUUGUUUCUAAAAGGCUGAUGUACUAAGUGGUCCACUUUUUUUUGUCCCUUUUUCCAUGGAAACAGUUCUGAAGAGAUUUGCCGUCUGUGGAGCCUAGUCACGCUCAGCUGUGCGCCGCUCGCCCUAGCAAUGCUCGGGAGAUUGACGCUUCCACAACUGCUUUUUGCUGCCGCCCUUGGAGUUGCUGGAGGAAUGUAUAUUUAUCAACCAAUAUUUGAACAGUAUUCCAGAGAUCAGAAGGAAUUAAAAGAAAAGGUGAAAAUUUUGCAAGAAUCAGAGGAAAAGAGGAGCUAAUUCUGCAUAAACUGAAAUUGUUUUCAUUGCUUAAAGUCCUAUUGACAUCACACAUGGACUAUUAAUCUAGCAAGAAUUUAGUGUGUUUUAAAUAAAUCAUGGGUAAUGGAUCUAAGUUA
Molecule: messenger RNA, 458 nt
Organism: Rattus rattus (black rat)
Lineage: Eukaryota; Metazoa; Chordata; Mammalia; Rodentia; Muridae
Gene: Pigbos1
Product: PIGB opposite strand 1
Exons: 1
Coding region: 175-339 (54 amino acids)
Source: RefSeq, a predicted model, not a curated record